Molecule: messenger RNA, 2088 nt
Organism: Rosa chinensis
Lineage: Eukaryota; Viridiplantae; Streptophyta; Magnoliopsida; Rosales; Rosaceae
Exons: 7
Coding region: 1-2088 (695 amino acids)
Source: RefSeq, a predicted model, not a curated record
AUGGGAGAUUCACAAGGGAAUGGUAAAAGAAAAGAUUACAAAACUUGGAAUGCUGAAGAGAGCAAUGUUUUGCUUCAACUUAUGGUUGAAGGCGCCAAACUUGGAUUGCGUGAUAUUAAUGGUGUGAUAAGCAAACAAACAGUAGAGGCGAAGCUACUUCCUAAACUGAAGGAAAAACUUGGUUGUGAAAUAAGUUUUAGUCAUUACCAAAGUAGAGUGAAAUGGUUUAAGAAACAAUACACCAAUUACUCUCAACUUAUGCGUCAUAGUUCUGGAUUUGGGUGGGAUCCGAUCACAAAGAGAUUCACUGCUGAUGAUGAAGUAUGGGCAGAUUAUUUGAAGUCACAUCCAACGCAUGGGCACUUUCGGUCAGAAACUUUUCCAGACUAUGAGGACUUGAAAAUUGCAGUUGGAAAUGGAACUGCAACUGGAAUGGGCUCAAUCAGUUUAGGUGAUGAUAUAGAUGCCUCUACAUUUGGAGCGGAAGAAAACGGACCUUGGGGAAUUGAUGGAUUAGUUUUUGAUCGAAAUACUAACAUGUUCGUGCAAAGUGAAAAUGAGUCAUCACACCAAGAAAACUCGCCAUCUCUUUCACAACAACCCUCCCAAGGUACCAAUGUAGAUGCUCCACCACAUAGCAGGACUCAAGGAAAACGGAGUAGGACUGACUAUGAAAAUAAUAGCAGCUCAAAGGGGGCAACUAGUCAGGCUGAGGUUUUAGAAAACUUAUCAAGUGGCAUUGGUAAAAUUGUCACAAGUUUUGAUAAAAUUUGUGGCUUAAUGGAGAAGAGAGAAUCAAGAGAGAGUGAUCUUUUGGAUGCUAUGAACGAGACCCCAGGAUUAACUGAUGAGCUUGUUUUGAAUGAUUUUAAACUGGUGUUUUCUCUAUUAGCAAUGUCUGAAAUGGACAUGUAUGGAGCUGAUGAAGAGGAAGAGCAGUUUUACGAGGCUGUUAAGAUAUUAUUAAUGGCAAUACAAGCAGUGAUUUAUGUGUUAUACGAACUUGUGUUCAGCAUACGUGGUGAACAUAUUAGAUGUCCGCUGACUCGUCGACCAGUGACAUCAAGUGGAUACAUAUAUAUGCACAACAUAUUGGACAGAGACCCUCAAAUCUUUAGAGAUGUAUAUAGAAUGUAUCCUGACGUGUUUCGAAAAUUAUGUAGCAUCCUAAAAGCGAAAACACCUUUACGGGAUACAAGACACAUUUGUGUUGAAGAAAUGCUUGCAACCUUUUUACUAGUUGUCGGCCAAAAUAAUCGAUACAGUGAAGCUCGGCUGAUAUUUGAGCGAUCUCAUUUUGCUGUUAGCAGAAGUUUCAACAAAGUCUUGAAGGCCUUGAAUACAAUAGCACCACAGUUUAUGGCUAAACCUGAAUCCAUACCACCUAACAUAAGAGAAAGUACAAGGUUCUAUCCUUACUUUAAGGAUUGUGUCGGAGCUAUAGAUGGCACGCAUAUUCCUGCAACGGUAGUUGGACGUGAGUUCAUAUAUGUGAUUAGUGGAUGGGAGGGUUCCGCUCAUGAUUCAAAAGUGUUGAAUGAUGCGAUUUCUAGACGAAAUGGACUCAAAGUGCCACCAGGUAAAUAUUACUUAGGGGACUGCGGAUUCCCAAAUCGACGUCGGUUCCUAGCUCCAUUUCGAGGUACUCGAUAUCACCUCAAAGAUUUUGGUGGUGAAGGAAAUCAUCCUGUCAAUGCAAUUGAGUUAUUCAAUCUUCGCCAUGCUUCCUUGAGGAACGUAAUUGAGAAAAUAUUUGGAAUAUUUAAGUCGCGUUUCACAAUCUUCAAAUCAGCACCACCAUUUUUAUAUAAGACACAAGCAGAACUAGUUUUGGCUUGUGCAGGAUUGCACAAUUUUCUUCGACAGGAAUGUCGUUCAGAUGAAUUUCCUCCUGAACCAGAAGAAGAUCCGAUAGACAAUCACGAAGAUAAUUUUGAAUGGGAUGAUUUUCAAACCCAAGAUCAGCAAAGAGAGAAUGCUAAUGAAUGGAGAAUGAGUAUUGCUACUCAUAUGUGGACAGAUGCCCAACCAAAUGCCAACAAUGAAAACAAUGACAAUCAAGAAAGCGAAAAUGAGGGAGAAGAAUAA